AUGGCGUCGAAGCGGGCGCCAACGACGACGCUACCGAAGGCCAAAAAGAAGAAGCCGAAGGAGGUCUUCGCGAACCUCGUGCCGCGCACGGCGCGGGGCGUCGCCGUGGACCCGUCGCUGCCCGUGCUCGCCGCGCGCGACGAGAUCCUCGCGGCGGUCAAGGCGCACGCGACGGUGCUCCUCGUCGGCGAGACGGGCAGCGGCAAGUCGACGCAGGUGCCGCGGUUCCUCGUCGAGGCCGGCCUCGGCUCCGGCGCGCGGGGCGCGCGCGUCUGCGUCACGCAGCCGCGGCGCGUCGCGGUGCUCACGGUCUGCCAGCGCGUCGCCGACGAGCGGGGCUGCGCCGUCGGCGAGGCCGUGGGCUACGCCAUGCGCUUCGAGCGCCGGGUGUCGCCCGCGACGGCCGUCAAAUUCGCGACGGACGGCCUCGUGAUCCGCGAGUGCCUCCGGGACCCUCGGCUGUCCGACUACGCGUGCGUCGUCGUCGACGAGGCCCACGAGCGCGCGCUGCACACGGACGUGCUCUGCGGCCUCGUGCGGCGCGCGGCCCGGGCGCGGCGCGCGUCGCCGAGGCCCCUGCGGGUCCUCCUCAUGUCCGCGACGCUCGACGUCGCCGCCUUCUCCGGCUUCUUCGACGACGCGGCCGUCGUCCGCGUGCCCGGGCGGGCCCAUCCCGUCGACGUCUUCUACACGGCGGCGGCCGUCGACGACUACGCCGAGGCCGCCGUCGCCUGCUGCCUCCAGCUCCACGGCGACCCGGCGUGCGGCGGCGACGUUCUGGUGUUCAUGCCCGGCGAGCAGGAGAUCCGCGAGCUCGUCCACAUCCUCGACGACGCGCUCCGCGGGGCGGCGCCGUCCCUCGUCGUCCCGCUCUACGGCGCGCUGCCCCGCGAGGACCAGCUCCGCGCCUUCGCGCCGGCGCCGGGCCGGCGGAAGUUCGUCGUCGCGACGACGAUCGCGGAGACGUCCGUGACCAUCGGCGGCGUGCGCCACGUCGUCGACCCGGGCCUCGUCAAGGCCCGCGCGACGUCGACCACGGGCUUCGAGUCCCUCAAGCUGGCGCCGACGUCCAAGGCCCAGGCGCGGCAGCGCGCGGGCCGCGCGGGCCGCGAGGCGCCCGGCCGCUGCUACCGCCUCUACCCGGAGGCGUCCUGGGCGGCGCUCGCCGACGACGUGACGCCGGAGAUCCUGCGCUGCGACCUCGCGGCCGUCGUCCUCCAGCUCAAGGCCCUCGGCGUCGACCGGCCGGAGACCUUCGACUACGUGUCGCGCCCGCCCAGGGCCGCGCUGCUCCGCGCGCUCGAGACGCUCCACGCCGUCGGCGCCCUCGACGACGCCGGAACGUUAACGGCCCGCGGCGCGCGCCUCGCGAAACUGCCGCUCGUGCCCGUCCUCGCCAAGGCGCUCGACGGCGCCGCGGAGGACGACCGCUACGCGCCGGGCGCGGACGCCGUGCUGACGAUCGUCGCGGUCGUCGCGGCGUCGGACCACGGCGUCUUCGCGACGCCGUCCCGGUCCGAGGAGGCCGACGACGCCAUCCGCGCGCGCGACGCCUUCGAGGACGUCUCGGGCGACCUCCUCACGGCGCGGAACGCCUACGACGCGUGCGCGCGGGAGUCGACGCCGGCGAACCGGGGCGCCUGGUGCCGCAGGCGCUACGUGUCCGCGACGGCCAUGCACACGGCCUUCCGCGUCCGCGCCCAGCUCGCGGGGCUCUUCCCCGACGGCGCGUUCUCCCGCGACGCCGCCGCGGACGCGGACGCGCGGCGCGCGGCGACGCUCGACUGCCUCGCGGGCGCGCUCUGCAGCUGCCACGCGGCGCUCCGGGACCCGCACCGCCGGUGCUUCCGCGCCGCGCGCCAGAAGGUCGACGUCUUCGUCCACCCGACGUCCGUCCUCCACGGCCGGAACCCGCCGCCGGACGCGCUCGUCUACACGUCCUCCGUCCUCACGACGAAGCUCUUCGUCCGCGGCGUCCUCGCCGUCGACGCCGCCGCGCUCCCGAGGCUCGCGCCCCACCUGUUCUCGACGAAGGGGACGUAA
This is a messenger RNA of Aureococcus anophagefferens, 2043 nucleotides long. RefSeq lists its product as hypothetical. The transcript has 2 exons. Gene Ontology annotation, cellular component: intracellular anatomical structure; nucleolus. Gene Ontology annotation, biological process: positive regulation of transcription by RNA polymerase I. The record is from RefSeq and is a predicted model, not a curated record. Gene Ontology annotation, molecular function: ATP binding; RNA binding. Lineage: Eukaryota; Pelagophyceae; Pelagomonadales; Pelagomonadaceae. Bases 1 to 2043 code for a protein of 680 amino acids.